Patiria miniata (bat star) is the source of this 3473-nucleotide messenger RNA. RefSeq lists its product as uncharacterized. Lineage: Eukaryota; Metazoa; Echinodermata; Asteroidea; Valvatida; Asterinidae. Gene Ontology annotation, cellular component: precatalytic spliceosome. Gene Ontology annotation, molecular function: zinc ion binding; double-stranded RNA binding; single-stranded RNA binding. The transcript is spliced from 12 exons. The record is from RefSeq and is a predicted model, not a curated record. The coding region runs from base 92 to 2353 and encodes 753 amino acids.
UCGAAACAGCGCCCUCAAGUGCCAUAAGCAUCAGCAUUGCAGCAUUGUUUUUAGUGAAAAAUUGGAAAAGGUCAAGUUGAGUUUUGGCAUCAUGAGUUAUCGAAGACCCUCGGCCCCACACGAGCCGUUCUGGCACUCUCCAGGCCAACGUGCACCAUCGCCCUACCAGAGAUUUCCUCUCGAUGAUUUCAAUCAAAGCACAGACUUCGACGUGGAGGAUUUUAUUUUCCAUAACGAGCGUCCAGCUAGUCACGGCUAUGGGUAUGAGCCUCACUACCAACCAGUGGCUGAGCCUCCUGAGUACAGACGACGCGAACCCAGCCCACUUUUCGGCCAAGGCCCCAACUGGACACAACAUGGCCGCCAAGCAGGUCCCCCGGUUUACAACCACCACCCACGUGAUGAAAUGCACAACAGAAGGAUGGGCACCAGUCAGCAAGCUGGCCCAACUUUCAACCAACCACCUCCACAGGCAAGGCAAGGACCACACCCCCAGCGUAAUCCCCAGAAAGGCAGGGCACUAAACAGGGCCGACCCACUGCCUCCGCAAGCCCAUCAUGCACCACGGGCACGGAGUGAAGUCCGGCAAGUCAGAAAGCCAGAAGUUCCGCCCCCAGGAGUCGAAGAAUUCACCUGUACUGAUAUUGCAUCUAACAUCGCAGAAGAGACACAACCACUCCCAGUUGCUCAUCCGGGCCCGCCUCCUGAACCGCGCCAAGACACCUCCAAAGACAACGACAAGAAGAACGGGUCCAGUGAUGACAUCAUCCUUCAUCCCGUCACAAAAGUGCCAGUGAAAAGGAAACCCAAUGGGACGUAUGAGCUUGUCGAGGACGAGACAAAGAAGAAAGCGAAGAAAGCUCGCCCGCCGUCUCCUCCGCCUAGGCCUAAGAAACUGCCGGAGGAAAUCGGGGAUGGAUGCUAUUGUGAGUUGUGCGAUCUUGUCUGCAGUGGACCACUCAAUCUCAGAAUGCACAUAAGUGGAGCGAAACACAAACUGAAUGAAGCCAAGGUGGAGAAAGGAGAGAAAGUAGUCAUGCGAAAACAUUUGGGAAAGAAAAUCAAGGGACGUAUUACAAAGGAAGGGCCAAUACCAGCCACUCACAAUCAGGAGGAGACACCUUUGAUAGGUCUUGACUACGUAACACGUGUCGUCUUUCCCGAUAAAGACGCGAGUGAGGACUUGUUUGAAUGUAGUUUGUGUGACAAAAAAGAUAUGAUGUAUGCUUCUAUCUACCAACACAUCAUGGGGCGGGCCCACAGAAAAGCUUACAUUCGGAAGUUGAAGCCAGAUUUAGCUGACCAGUACUCCAACAUUGCCAACGUCUACGACAAGAACGGGCAACUGCAGCGCCGUCAGAACAGUGACCUGUCGGCACUGCUCAACAACAUCAGCAAGAUAGCUGCGGAGCGCGACGGGCCUGGGGAAAUGCAGAUCAGACUAAGCAACGAGAGGGAGACGGAUGGAGAAGACAUCGAAGACUACGGAGUCGAGGGCUAUGACAGUGAUCCUGAUGUCAUGGGUUGUCUCCCACCUGGCACAGAGCCAGAGAACCGAGGCAGUGUCAAACGUCUCGGACAAAACCAUCCCCAUCUUUCUGCCGAACCGCCAGAGUAUCCGGCCAUUCCCAGACCUCCUUACAGUCGUCAAGAUCCUUCCGAGCGAAUGCCUCAGAGAGAUACCCCCGUACUACCUCACUCACGCCUGCAACCUGCCGGGCGGGGCACUCCAGAACCACCCAUCACGCGACUGCACCCUCGUAGCCCCUCCCCCGACAGACCUCCCCCUGUGACACGCCUACCAUCACGGGCCCUAUCUCCUGAGGAAGUCCCGCCUCAUGCCCCACCCACACCCAUCAAUCACGCCUUGCCAUCUGUGACACGGUUGCCGCCACUUUCAGCAUCGCCACGCCCAGAGGUCAACGCCCACACAGAGAACACGCCUCCCCCUAUGACACGCCUACCUUCAAAGGAAACUCCUCCAAUCAUGAACCAAAUAAUAUCGCCAGCUGAUUUGCCUCCGUUGACAGACGAACAGCUGCGGUUUUACUGCAGCGAUGUCUUCAUUGCUCAAGAGUACAGACGUCGGUUUGGUGAUCCUAAACCACCAGCCAGUACUGCCCAACCCGAAGGCACGCAAGACAACACUCAGACCAAAGAAAUUAGCGACAGUGCCAAUGCUGGUGGAAUCACAGUUGAAACGCUGCUCAAAUCAAUGUCCAACUCCAUGGUGAAUAAUGAAGAGGAUGCGAGUAUGGCCAUGCGGAUCACCCGAGCAUUGACGCAAGCCACAUUGAAGUACAGACUCCGAGAAAAAGACUUUGCUGUUCAGAAGAAAGAUGGGAAGAGGUGAACUACAUGCUUGUUGUAGCAAGUACAACAUCAUGUUUGAAAAUAAAUGGAGAUACAGACAUGACAGAGGGUGUAGAAAAUGCCAACUGGACACAAUGCACAAAAUCCUGACCUGAAAAAAAGUCAGACUUAACCUGAUCAGCUAAGACUGCAAAUAGAUUGAAUGGAAAGUCCAUCAGGUGCACAUAACAGGUGCAUUAGCUGCGUAUGAGAGGAUUGUAUCUGUUGUCUUUGCAACUCUCGGAGGACAUGGAGACUGUCGUCCUUAAUCGCAAAUACUGGAGUGUCUUGGAUGGUCUGGUAGAGCAGCGUUUUAUCCUGUGCUUCAACAUGUAUUAUUAUUCAGGUUUGGUAUUCAUGAGCCGAUACAUUGGCUCACAGUGGUGCCAGCUAGAGAUGAGAUGAGAUUUGUAGCAACAGUUCGUGGAUAAAACAUCAACUGGCAAGGCAAGCUGUUGAAGUUGAAGCUUUUUGCUGUUGAAGCCUGCCUGAAGUCUGUCGUCCAGUUGUUGGCUUGUUAAACCCAACUCCUUAGGCAUUUUUGCUAGGAUGCAACCUCAAUCCUGCAAAAUCCUCCAACAGCUUCCGUGUGCUAAUUGUAUACAGCCCCAAUCCUCCCAAAUAAUCUGUCAUUUCUUGAAUGUGGUCCUUGGAGGGGUGACCACUGCCUUAAUCCUGCAAAAUCCUCCAGCAAUCACUGUCAAUACAUGAGGCAGAGCCAGUGACAUCCUGGAGCAGUGUGGAGGAUUUCAAGUAUUUCUAGGCCAACACUUAUGCUCGACUGAACAUAAACAACUCAAGGUCCGGCCCAAGACCUUGACACGUCGCAUCCUCCAUAAUUAGCCACAAAUUGUUGCCACUUAUGCAAGGAGCAUUGGAGGAUUUGGGAAGGGUAGGGUUAGUCAGGAAUGAGAUUGUCAAUUGAAAAAACGUCUGAAAAUUGACUGAAUGUCUGAAAGAUGCAUGGGUUUCUAUAUACUAACAAUAGCUUUCUCUCAGAUUCAAAAAGUCUGAUUUCAGACGAAAGUUUGAAAAAUCUCAUGCCUAGGUUGAUGUUUCAAAUGGGACUGUCAUUUGAGGUUGAAGACAGACAAUAAACUGCAAUUUUCAGUACUUCAGGA